This is a messenger RNA of Dicentrarchus labrax (European seabass), 12149 nucleotides long. RefSeq names its product striated muscle enriched protein kinase a (gene spega). Gene Ontology annotation, biological process: protein phosphorylation. The transcript has 42 exons. Bases 562 to 10824 code for a protein of 3420 amino acids. The record is from RefSeq and is a predicted model, not a curated record. Lineage: Eukaryota; Metazoa; Chordata; Actinopteri; Moronidae. Gene Ontology annotation, molecular function: ATP binding; protein binding; protein kinase activity.
CAUGAGCUGAUUUAAGUCUCAAAAGCCUAAAAAGGUCAAAAGUGUAUUUUUUUUUUUUUUUUUAAGGACUCAGAGGUAGUUACUGAAAACACUCUAGAGCGGUAGGGCUGAGUGCUUUGGCAUUUAGGAAGAAGGAUCUCUCUCUCUCUCUCUGUGUCUCACCACUCUUCACCAAGGAUUGAAGCUGUUGAAAGGGACCAUGGCAGUGGCUGCUAAUGCUACAUGAUCUAGGGUGGACUUACACCUACAGCCCCCAUGCUCGCUAAAGGACACACAGAGACUCGGGCUUUAGCAAAUGAUUUGAGAUGAAAUAUAUUGCUCAAUGGAUCCUGUUACCUUCACUUGGACUUUGUGGGGAUGUCCAAAGGGAUUCCUUUCGGCUUUAAUGGCAAAAGUUAACCCACAGAGCAACAGCCCAGGUCAAACAUCCUCUGUGUCCUCUCAGCAGACCCCCAUGGAGUCUUUCAGAAGAGGCCUUCAGUAACUGCAGCUCAUCUUGAUACUCCAAUCAAUUACCAGACAAAAAGUACAGUCUGUAAAGAAGUCGGAAAAGAAAUCAAGAUGGCAGAAGGCCCUGGAUCCAGUCCCAGUCUCGACAUCCCUUCCAAGAGGCCCAAAGUCACUAAGGACCAGGUUGUUCCAGGCGCCGGGGUUGCAACACAGGAACCCACAGCGCCGGUUUUCACCCGUAAACUCCGUAAAGCAGCAGUAGGAACGGGUUGUGAUAUCCGACUGAGGGUGUCUGUGGCAGGAUUUCCAAAACCUUCGCUGACCUGGUACCACAACGACGAGCCCCUUCCUCCAUCAGAAGCCCAGGACUCAGGAGGGCUGUGGAUACGGGACUGCCGCACGAGCGAUGCUGGCUUGUAUGCCUGUUUGGCGACCAAUGAGCUGGGAGAGGCAAGCUGCAGUGCUGUCUUGGCCAUUAUGGACCUUGGUGAAGACUCUGAGACCACAGAGGAUGAGACCACAGAACCUCAGAUGGAAACCAAAGAAGGGCCCGGGAGGCACCAAGACAAGACUGGACGGAGAGGACCUUCAGGUGAGGGAGGAGGGAUGAUGGACUAUAACCCAGAUGCUUCAGAUCGCAGGGCCACCCUCCCCGGCGCUUAUGAUUCUGUGGUGGAGCGAGAGCUCCGCGCUCUGGGCUCCCGCCCUCCGGGGUCCCACUUGGACCCCACAAACCCAGCCAGGACUGCUGAUGAAUCACAGGGGCUCUCCCCCCGUGCCUCCCUGUCUUCUCCCCAACCACCUCCCAGUACACACAAAAACAGCAUCAGUACCCCAAACCAAGACCUGGGUAAAACCAAACCCUCAGAUAUCCAAUUUUCUAAGACAGACCAGAUAUCAAGUGCUAAUAGUGUUGUCAUGACACCCAAACUGGCCCGUGCGGGGCCAAAGAUCUUCGACAAGGUCCGUGCUUUUGAGGAGCGAAGGGCUAGUGUGGAUCUGCCCGGAGGAGUCGGACCUGUUUCUGGAUCUGGAUUUGGACGAGCAGCUUCCUUCGACUCAGACGAUGGCGGGAAGAAGACGGCAGGCCCGAGCAAAGAAGAGGGUCGAAUCAUGCAGGGAGCAGCCCAGAAGCGAACAGCGUUCAAGCAACGGGCCUCGUCUUUAGAGGACAAGACGAGCUACUCCCAGAGGGUCCAGAGCUACCAGAGCAAAUUUGCCGAAGAGCUACAGCGGAUCAAAAAACUUGUGGGGAAACCAAGCUUGAAGAAGGCGUAUUCCACUGAGCAGCUGUCGCAGAAAGAGAGGCUGACCACGGGGAGACUAGAGCCCAUUCCUCCCCAAGUGGUUAAAAAGUUGGAGGCAAGGGAGCGAGCCGCAGAGGACAGAAAAGUUGUGGAGAGGGAAGGGAACAGCAGAUUACAGAUUUCUCUGCAGGCCCAAGGCAAAGAUCUGAUGAUUCAAAGAAGCAAGAUGACACAGCCAGAUUCACAGGGGAAACCAGUGGACAGCUCAUCACGAGGAAGCACAGGGAAAAUCUCUGUUACCAUGGAGACGGCACCAGUUCAACAGUUACCAGGACAACCACUGCAAACAGCCACAAGGACUAGCCUCACCAGGGAAACCCUACAAAGCUCUCCAGCAGCUGACAAAGACGCGCUUGUUGCCACAUCUCUAAAAUCCUCCUUCAGAGAUCUGGGGCCGGAUUCCAAAAGGGACACCAAGAUGGACAACAAAGCAGACCCUAGAUCACCAAGCCCUCAUGGGAAGAGAGCAUCCCCAAUAACUGUGAGGGAACCAGGGUCCCAGUAUCCACCCAAACCCCCCCGGCUCACCCCGUCACCCAGUCCCUCCAUCAGCCCUCUCCUGAAAAGGAGGAAGGCGGAGGUGAGUCGGACGUGUCCAGCCUUGAAAUUGGUCAUCCCCACUAUUCUGGUGGAGGAUGAACUCAUGGAGACGGACUGCGUUACAGACAGGAGCAUCGAGGGAGCCAAAACCAGAAGGAAAGAGGGGAAAGUUCGCAAGAGCAAGAAAGGCCGUUCCAUUCAACCCCGAUCUCCAGAGGAAGGGGGUUCAUCUGAUGACUCCUACCUGUCUGCUGAUGAGGAGCCAGCUGAGGGCCCUAGGUUUGAGAGGCCUCUUGAGGACGCCACGGCAUCCAGUGGCACCGAGGUCACACUGAAAUGCAUCAUCACUGGGAGCCCGCCCCCUACAGUGACAUGGAAGAUGAAUAAUACGGAGAUACGGAGCGAUGCCUUCCAUGUGGUUAAGGCUGAGGGUGAGAAACACAGUCUCGUGAUAAAGCAGAUGAGGCAGAGCAACGCAGGGUCAUACUGCGUCGUAGCUGUCAACCCGGCCGGCAGCGCGUCCUGCGUCGCCACGCUCUAUAUCCAAUCAGAGCCAACCCACAUACAAUGUGGGAAACAAGCCGGGGACUUGGAAGUCAGUAGUCCGACCCAGUCAGACGAGGAGUAUCUGAGCCCUCAGGAGGAGGCGAUGGAGCUCGGGGACUCACCUGCUCUGACUAAAAGUGUUCACUUCAAAGAACCUCCCUCGUUUCAGGUGUCACCGUGUGACCAGGGGAUAACUGAGGGUCAAGAUGUCAUCAUCUCAGCAAAGGUCAGAGGGCAGCCCAAACCCAUGGUUUACUGGUUGAAGGACAGAGUUACGCUGAAGACAGCGGGGCGCUUUGCUGUGCGAGAGACAGACGAUGGCACCAGUGAAAUGAGAAUCGUCUCAGCUCAGAGGUCAGAUGCAGGGCUUUAUGUCUGCAAGAUCAUCAACGAGUACGGAUCCAAGCAAGCGGAGUGCAGAGUUGAUGUGAAAGCAGCUGCACAAACAGCACUAAAUAUCACCAGGGAGGUGAAAGAUGUGACGGUGAGGGCCGGCGAGUCGGCCAUGUUCGAGUGUCACAUGACAGGACCUCCAGACGUCGAUGUGGACUGGCUGUCCAAUGGGAAGCUGAUCCAGCCGGCGCUGCUCAACUGCAAAAUGCACUUUGAUGGCAAGAGGUGCCGUCUGCUGCUGAAUUCAGUACACGAGGAUGAUAGUGGAAUAUACGUUUGCAAGCUGAGUACUGCCAAAGAGGAGCUGACCUCAAGCGCAAAACUGAAGGUCACCCCAUCCAAGGAGCCUCUGUUCACCCGAAAGCUAGACAUCCUGGAGGUCAUCGAAGGCCGCACUGCCCGGUUUGACUGUAAAGUGAGUGGAUCGCCUGCUCCACGAGUCACAUGGAUGCAUUUUGAGACAAGAGUGGAGGAGAGCGAUAAUGUACGCAUCCUUCAAGAGGGAGGUCGUCACUCACUUGUCAUCACCCACGUUAGCAGCGACACAGAGGGCUUCUACACAGCAGUCGCUCAAAACAUUCAUGGAAAGUCUGAAUGCACCGCUGAGCUCUACAUGCAAGAACCUCGUGCUGCCAUCUCGUCUCACAUGGCCAAGCUGGAAAAGAUGCCAUCCAUCCCCGAGGAGCCCGAAGUGCUGGAGAGCGAGGUGGAGAAGAGGACCAUGCCAGACUUUGUCAAACCUCUGGCUGAUGUGGAGGUGAUUGAAGGCAAAGAGGUGGUGCUGAAAUGCAAGGUGGCGGGCCUGCCGUAUCCAACCAUCGGCUGGUACCACAACGGCAAGCCCAUCGAGAGCAGCGAAGAACGCAAAAUGACCCAGUACAGGGAUGUCCACAGUCUGGUCAUUCGGAGCGCUUGUCAUGCUCAUGGGGGCGUCUACAAGGCUGUCAUCUCCAAUAAAGUGGGCAAAGCAACCUGCUAUGCACAUCUAUACGUCACAGACAUCGUUCCUGACCCCCCCGAUGGUCCUCCAGUGAUAGAGGCUAUUACAGGGAAAACUAUAAGCCUGAGCUGGAAGAGACCAAAGAGGCUUGAUUCUUCAUUUGAUGCCGGCUCCUUGCUAUAUAUGGUCCAGCAGCAGCCUCUGGGCUCUAUCCAGUGGUCUGUCGUGGCGUCUAAUCUGAGGGACACCAACUACACUGUCACCUCGCUGUCCAAGGGAGUUCGCUACGCUUUCAGAGUCCUGACGUCCACCGGGAAGACAUCGAGUAAACCAUCAGCCUCGACUGACCUGGUCCAGCUGCUGGACAGAGGACCCUAUUUGAGGAAAGCACCGAUCAUAUUGGACAAACCUGACAUUGUUUAUAUGGUUGAGAACCAACCUGCAAACAUCACCAUCACACUCAACCACGUGCAUGCAGUUGUCACCUGGAAAAGGAGGGGGGUGGUGUUGGUCAACAGACCGGGGAUGUAUGAGAUGAGCAUGCCUGACGACGACCAACACACCCUGAAGCUUCAGCGAGUCAGGAGCACAGACGUCGGGCAGCUGGUGGUCACGGCCAGCAACCAGUUUGGCAGCGACCUCUGCACGCUUCAGCUGGCCAUGGCAGUGCCUCCUAAGUUUGAAACCAUCAUGGAGGAUGUUGAUGUGCACAUUGGAGAGACGUCCCGUCUGGCUGUUGUGGUUGAAGGGAAACCAGACCCAGAUAUUCUGUGGUAUAAGGAUGAUGUGCUUCUCUCUGAGAGCAGCCACUUCACGUUCGUGUACGAUGAUCCAGAAUAUUCCUUGGUUGUCCUCAACGCCCAACCCGAACACUCUGGUGUGUACACCUGCACUGCAAAGAACCUGGCCGGCUCCAACUCCUGCAAGGCUGAACUCACAGUUCAUACAGAGCGAAAAGAAACAGCAGAGCCAAUGGAGGACGAGGGAACCAUUCUGAGGAAGAUGAGGCGUUUGACGGAUUACUAUGAUAUCCACAAAGAGAUAGGGAGGGGUGCCUUCUCCUAUGUGAAGAGGUUGACUCAGAAAAAGGGAAAGGCCGACUUCGCUGCCAAGUUCAUUUCUGCGCGAGGAAAGAGGAAAGCCUUGGCCCUAACAGAGAUGGACCUACUGUCUGAGCUGGACAAUGAGAGGAUUCUCUAUUUCCACGAUGCCUUUGAGAAGAAGAACGUGGUGGUGCUCAUCACAGAGUUAUGUCACGAGGAGUUGCUGGAGAGGAUGGCCAAAAAAACAACAGUCAAGGAACUGGAGAUCCGCUGUAGUGUUCAGCAGGUUUUGGAAGGCCUUCGUUAUCUUCACCACAAAAACAUUGCCCACCUUGAUAUAAAGCCUGAAAAUAUUUUAAUGGCAAGUCCUGGGAGUGACCAGAUCCGUAUUAUCGACUUUGGUAAUGCCAUAAAAUUGGAGACUUCAGAGGAGCGCUACUGCAAAUACGGCACGCCAGAAUAUGUUGCACCAGAGAUUGUUAACCAAACUCCUGUCUCCACGGCAACAGACAUAUGGCCUGUUGGUGUCAUCACUUACCUCUGUCUGACUGGUGUGUCUCCUUUUGCUGGUGAGAAUGACAGAGCCACUGCCUUAAACAUCCGUGACUACAAUGUGGCGUUUGAGGAGAGCAUGUUUUCCGACCUCUGCAAAGAAGCAAAGGGAUUUGUCAUCAAGCUUUUGGUGGUGGAUAGACUGAGGCCCAGUGCCAUUGAGUGCCUUCGUCAUCCUUGGUUCAAGUCACCAACGAACAAGAGCAUCAGCACAGCGAUGCUGAAGCAAGUUUUGUCUAGAAGGCGAUGGCAGCGUUCCCUUAUCAGCUACAAAUCCAAGAUGGUGAUGCGGUCAAUCCCACAGCUUUUGAAUGACUCAUCCAGCCACGUCUCCAUCGCUGUGGCCCGGCAUUUAAAAGAAGACUCCCCACCACCCUCCUCAUCCUCUGACUCAGAUGCAGAUGUGGAUGAGCUUCCGUUUAUUCCUAUGCCGCUGUCCAUGGUGUUUUCUGGUUCCAGGGUCUCACUUAAUGAGAUCCCAGGGGACGAAGAUGUCACUUUAUGGCCCAGUGUUGCUGCUGAUGGGACAAGGAAAAGGGACAGCAUGGAGCUAGCAGCUACAAGAGGAGGGGCUAAGAACAGGGUGAAAGAUGAAGAGGAAACCCCAAAUGAGGAGAAAGUCGAGAGCACAAAAAGAGCUCCCCUUAAAAAAGGAUCAAGUGUGGAGUCGGACGAUUCACAGACCAAAUCUAGGCGGGCUACCAUGAGGAGAGGCAGCUCUGCUGAUUCAGCACUGCUUCUCCACAUUGACCCAGAAGAAGGAAAUUCCAACAACGACUCAGAAGCAAGCACCAAGAGCCUGAAAAAGGCUGUUUCUAUGGAACUACCCAAUCGCAGUCCAAGCCCGGGAGCGGCGAAAUUAAGCCAGGAAGAUUAUGCCCUAAAACUGGAACUGAUGAGACAGCGUCUGCUCAGGGGUGGAAGUAUGGACAAAAAGAUGAGCGGUCUGCGGGGGCCCUUAUUUGAAACACUCGGCAUGGAAGAUGAGAGACGGACAGGGUCUCUUGAUCGAAAUUUGAGGAGAUCCAGAGCGGGGCCAUCAACACUUACCAGAGCAGCGUCUUCUGAGAGUCCGGGAGAGGAUGUGCCACAGACCAAAGUUUUUCGCAAAAGCGCCUCCUUCACUCAGGGGGAUUCUGAGCCCAUGCCCCUGCACCGCAGGUUUGGAGCUCCCUUGGAGAUACCAUCAAUGGGCAAUGGGAGCAUAGAAGGAAAGAAGCUCCAGGAGGCAACCUCAAUGUCCGCACUUACAGAACCAACACUGGAGUCUACAUCUGCCUCGCCUACAAAGCAGACUUCCUUUAUCCUCCCAACGCCAGGACGACUGGACCAACAGCAAAAACAGAACAAUGUGACAGAAAAUGAGGAUAUGCAAAGUAUAAAUGGUGGAAUAACAGAGAAAAGGACCAAAACCCAGUUAGAUAAGGCAAAUAAACUUGAAUCUGAGUCUAGCUCACCCUCUGUAAUUACUCCUAUAAUUGUAAUAGAGGAGGAUGAUGAUGAAGAAGAAGAAGAGAGGAAAGAAAAUCAGGAGUUACAUAUUAAUGAAAAGGAGAUUAAGGGAGACAAGGGAACGCCACAAAAUAGUAAACCGUCAUCUGCUUAUGCAAGUGUCAUUCAAGCUGUUGCGGUGCCGUCUCAAUCCAAACGUCCCGCUGCUACAGCCAAGUCGAAUGAUACAAAGUCAACAGGUACAGGUACCCCCACAUUACCUGAACAUGCAGCAGUGUUUGCCAAAGUAGCAACUGCUGACCGAUCUCCUGGUUCUAUUUCCUCAUCAUCGAAUCCUGAUCUUCCCACCACCCCCCGCCAGCCUGUGCUCAGAAAAGACAUCAAAGACAUAGAUUCAGAGGAGGUCUUUGAAGCCAGGUUUAAGAAGCGCGAGUCGUCUUUGACCCGUGGCCUCCGAAAACUGACCAGAAACAAAUCGGAGGAGAAAUCACCUGUACUAAGCCGUAAGGGGGUCGAGGGGGGUGAAGACAUUUACAGGCCGGGGCCAAGGGGGGCUCCACUUGAAAUGGUACCCAAAGGACUACAGGAGAGAUCCAAAUCUGUUCAAGAUUUAAGAGAAGAAGAUAAGGAAACAGGCCUUGGUCUGAUUGGGAGGUUUUCCUUACGGACCAAGAGGUCAACAUCUGUAGAUAAGAAGGGUGAGAAACCAAAGGAGGAAAAGAAGGUACAGGAAACCGCUGUAAGCAAGAGGGUUUCAUGGGCUAUUGGUCGCAGUAAGUCCCUGGAUACAAAGGAGCUGAGCAUUGCAGGGGCACAGAGGAAGCAGGAUGAGAGAGAACCAAGAAAAGCUGAGGAGUCAUCGGUUUCUGCUAUGAGGCGCAAGUUUGAGUCCAAAGUGGCAGGAAUCUCUGCCAAACUAAGGACCCAGUCAGAGGAGAGGAAGGAUAAAGAAGCUGAGGAAAGUCAGAAAGAGCUGGCGCAGAAGGAUUUAAAGAAAGUCACUGAUUCCCCUGUCGUGGCAAUGCGACAGAAGUUUGAGAACAAAGUGGCAGAAAUAUCCACAAAGAACCGCAGUCAGUCUGAGGAGAGAAAAGGGGAUGCAGAGGGAAAGAGGACGCCCCUGUUUACCCGCCAUCGUCAUACCCAGUCUGAGGGGCGAGGACUCAAAGGAAUGGGAAUCCCAGAGAAUCAGCUAGCAAAACAGGCCGGUGCUGGUGCAUCCAAGGAAUCACUUGAAUCCACUUCCAGCAUCCAUUCCGAAAAAGCCUCAGGGAGUGACAGGCGGUCGCGGUGGGACAGGUGGGGAUUGACAAGGGGCAAGAAAGACAAGACCCCCUCCCAAUCCGAUCUGCCGUCAUCUGUCCCCAAAGAGGAGGGUUUGUCAAAAAGCCAACAGUUCAACCGCUCUGCUUCGGAUUUUGCUCCCGUGUUCCACAUCAAAUUGAAAGACCACAUCUUGUUGGAGGGGGAACCUGCCACUUUAAGCUGCCUUCCAGCUGGAAGUCCACAUCCAGAAAUUACAUGGAUGAAAGAUCGGAAACCGCUGGAGGUGGAUGACAGAAUUAACCUGAUCUCCCACCCAGAUGGCAGGCAGCUUCUUACGAUCAUAAAGUCCAGCCGGAGGGAUGCUGGAGUUUAUGAAUGUGUGGCUACCAACCCCAUAGCUACCAUCACCACCUCCUGCACAUUGUCCAUAGCUUGUGUCCCAAAACGGCCCGGGACCCCUGAAGUCCCCCAAACUUACAACAAUACAGCCCUGGUGCUCUGGAAGCCAGCAGACACCAAGUCUCCGUGCAGCUACACCCUGGAAAGAAAGACAGAAGGUGAUUCUAACUGGUUGACUGUAGCCACUGGAAUCGUCGACUGCUACUACAAUGUCACAGAUCUGCCACCAGGUGGCACGUUCAGGUUCCGUGUCACCUGCACCAACAAGGCAGGACAGGGACCGAACAGCAACUGCUCUCUUCCAGUGAGCCCAGACACAACAGCUGGAGGAGCUUCACCUGCCAUGGCCGUGGUAAAAACAGUCCCAGCACCAGCCGAACCAGUUGUCACCUCCUCAGUGACCGUGCCUCCACUCAGACCAGUCGAGAACAACGCUCCCAGGAAAACCGUCUCCACCAUCACUUCCACCUCCUCCACUUCUCCAAAAUACGCAGUCUCCCCUGCUGCUUUACCUCUCCCACUUACGUCGGCAACCAAAACGGCUGUCGCUCCCACCCCUCCGACCUCUCUGCCCUCCAGCCUGAAAACAACCCCCCCUUCACCCUCUGAGGACGCUCAAAAAAUGAGCUUCACUCAUCCCUCGUCACCCACAGUCAAAGCACCUCCGCCCUUUGUCCUCCCCAAACCCCAGAGUCCAGUAAACGUGGUGUCUCCUAUGACCCAGUCCCCACCAAUAUCACCGCCACCCCCUCUUGUAACCCCGCCAUCGACGCAAACCAAACCAGCAGUGGCCUCUGUGCCCACGUACGUCCCCGCCACCACCGCCCGUGUGGCCCCAACUCCUGUCUCCUUUACCCCACAAGUGCUCCAGACCUCCAGCCUGAGCCCCAUUGGUGACGGGGCCAGUACCCCCAGCAGAGCCACUCCGUCCGGACGCGCUACCCCCUCCACUGCUCUACGACAGGGCGUUCCACAGAAACCCUACACUUUCUUAGACGAGAAAGCCAGGGGUCGUUUUGGGGUCAUCCGAGAGUGCCGCGAGAACACAACGGGCAAAAUCUACAUGGCAAAGAUCAUUCCCUACAGCCAGGAGAACAAGCAGGAAGUCCUGAAGGAGUACGAGAUCCUGAAAUCCCUUCACAACGAAAAGGUCAUGUCACUGCACGAGGCCUACGUCACGCCGCGCUACCUGGUUCUGGUGGCAGAGUACUGCACCGGCAAAGAGCUGCUGUACAGCCUCAUCGACAGGUUCCGUUACUCCGAGGACGACGUGGUGGGUUACCUGGUCCAGAUCCUCCAGGGUGUCGAGUACCUCCACAACCGCCGCAUCCUCCACCUGGACCUCAAGCCCGACAAUAUCAUUGUGACCAACCUGAACGCCAUCAAGAUUGUGGACUUUGGAAGUGCUCAGAUCUUCAACCCGCUCAGCCUCACACACCAGGACGCAGGAGCAGGAACACUGGAGUACAUAGCUCCUGAGAUGGUAAAAGGUGAAGUGGUUGGUCCUCCUGCUGAUAUUUGGACUGUCGGAGUUGUCACCCACAUCAUGCUUAGUGGUCGACUACCCUUCGAAGAUAAAGACCCUCUACAAGUCGAAUCCAAGAUCCUGAUGGCGAAGUUUGACCCGACAAAACUGUACCCUAAUGUGUCCCAAAGUGCCUCUGCUUUUCUCAAGAAGAUGUUGAGCAGUUACCCAUGGGCCCGUCCGACCACACGAGACUGCUUCACACAGGCCUGGCUGCAGGACUCCUACCUUAUGAAGCUGAGGAGACAGACUCUCACCUUCACCUCCAGCCGGCUCAAAGAGUUCCUGGUGGAACGACAAUGCUGUCGCACAGAGGCCGCCACCAAGCACAAGGUGCUGCUGCGCACCUACCAGAGCUCACCCCAGUCCCCGGCGUCUGGGACUGCACCGCAUGUCCCCAGCCCGAAGUGAGAGGGCGGUGAAAACGCAGCACCUAAACAUGAGUUUGCAGAGCCACCGCUGCAUGAAACAUGUCAGCCUGCCUUGUGAGGCACAGGUUAAGGCACAGGGGGACGGGCAGACGGCUGGAUACAGCUGAAUGUCCAAAGAAAAGACAGGAGUCCACGUGUUAAUUUGUGACACUUCAACAUUCAACACUUGAUGAAACAAAAACACAAAGAGGAGACGGGGACGAGACGCAGACUGCUGUGACCUGUUCAUUGAAUUGACGAAGCUGAGGACUUUUCAUAAACUGUUAAAUAAAGGACACAGGAUGUUCUUUGUAUUGUUUGUUUUUUCUUUUGAUUGCACACUUUCUCAGUCACAUUGUGAAUUCUGAAAUUGGACAUUAAUAUUUGGUUUAGAUAAACAUCAGUCUCCACUCUGCACGAUCAGCCUGGAACGUGUGUAUCAUUAGCGUUUCUACUGCGCAACUUUUGUUUAUGUCACUAAAUUUAGUAGUAAACAACUCGUGAAUGUACCAUGAUUUAAGCUGCUAAUUUAUUUUUGCAUUUACUUACACAUUUUAAAACUCCAAAACCAAAAAUAUUGUUUAUUUUUCUUUCUUGAAAGCGUUUACUUUUUUUUGUUUUCUUCAUGUUAAUUUAUUUGCAUGUGUGAGUGUGCGCGCAAGCAUUUUUGAUUCACUGUUUGAAUUAGCAUCGAGGCAAAAAAAUAUACAUAUAUAAAUAAAAAUAAGGAGUGUCUUUGUGAUUGGUGUUGAAAUUCACACAGUAAAAAUGAACUAUUUUAGAGGUGAGCUAGGAAUUUUUGGUACAACUUCUUGUUCUGUGGUUAAAACUGAACUCUAACUGUAAUAAACUAUGAAAAGCGGUCCGUAAUGUAGAUAAGUCACACACACUGGUUACACAUUGCUGUGGUUUCUCAGUAUUACCCAUCGGUUGGUCAGGUUGCCUCAAAUCAUGAUCAUCCAGUCAGUGCCUAAAUCGGAUUAAUAUCCAAAAUAUUUAUCUUGUAAAUGUGUCUCCAUUCUUACUAAUUCACAAUUGAUGAAUUAUUUGAACAAAGCAAAAAUUUGACUACGAUAUUUGGACUUUACAACAGACAGAUGCAUAUAGAUUCUUACAUACAUGCAUACACACAGUACAGCACAUGCAGUCCUUGUAAUAAUAGAUCGUCUUGUGUAUUGAUCGAUCACAGUGUUCCUUUUUUUGUAUCAAUUUGGACGGUUGAAGAUUUGUAAAUGUACCAAUUUGCGGUGUUUAUAUGUGGAAAAAGUUGCAAAUGUUUUUAUGAGGUAGUAUGUAAUAAACUAUUGAUACAAUUGGGGAAAUAAA